This is a messenger RNA of Lodderomyces beijingensis, 756 nucleotides long. The record is from the annotation of a GenBank genome assembly. NCBI's taxonomy places the organism in Eukaryota, Fungi, Ascomycota, Pichiomycetes, Serinales, Debaryomycetaceae.
AUGUCUGAAGCUCCAAAACCAAGACAAUUCGGUGACAGAAAACCAAGGAAAGGUGGUCCAAGAAGAGGUAGAAGAGAUGGUGAAGAAAAAGGCUGGACUCCAGUCACCAAAUUAGGUAGAUUGGUGAAGGCCGGAAAGAUCACCUCGGUUGAAGAGAUCUACUUGCACUCUUUGCCAGUCAAGGAAUUCCAAAUCAUUGACUUGUUGUUGCCUGAAUUGAAGGAUGAAGUCAUGAAGAUUAGAUCGGUUCAAAAGCAAACUAGAGCUGGUCAAAGAACUAGAAUGAAGGCUGUUGUCGUUAUUGGUGACCACAACGGUCACGUUGGUUUGGGUAUCAAGACCGCUAAGGAAGUUGCCUCUGCCAUCAAGGCCGCUAUCGUCAUUGCCAAGUUGUCCAUCAUCCCAAUUAGAAGAGGUUACUGGGGUUCCAACUUGGGUCAACCUCACUCUUUGCCAUGUAAGGUCACUGGUAAGUGUGGUUCCGUCACCGUUAGAUUGAUCCCUGCUCCAAGAGGUAAAGGUAUCGUUGCUUCACCAGCUGUCAAGACCUUGUUGCAAUUGGCUGGUGUUGAAGAUGUUUAUACCACUUCUUCUGGUUCUACUAGAACUACUGAAAACACCUUGAAAGCUGCUUUCGUUGCCAUUGGUAACACUUAUGGUUUCUUGACUCCUAACUUGUGGAAGGAGACUCCAUUGAUUGCUUCUCCAUUGGAAGUUUACGCUGAAGAAGCUUCUGCUGGUAAAAAGAGAUACUAA